Messenger RNA from Gopherus flavomarginatus (Mexican gopher tortoise), 1376 nucleotides. RefSeq names its product zinc finger and SCAN domain-containing protein 20-like. The coding region runs from base 971 to 1336 and encodes 121 amino acids. The transcript has 2 exons. NCBI's taxonomy places the organism in Eukaryota, Metazoa, Chordata, Testudines, Testudinidae. The record is from RefSeq and is a predicted model, not a curated record.
CAUGCUGUUUUGAGUGGUUAAUUAAAUUCCAGUUACCAUCCUAAAGUAGCUUGACACAAAUCAUAAGCAAAAAGUUUAUCUAGUAAAUAAGCAAUACAUCAUUUACCAUUUUCUAAUAUACUAAAGGUAUACAAUUAAAUAUUAAGCUAUACAAUUGCUUAAUAAAUGUAUGUAUCGUGUACCCUCCUAGGUAGCAAAACAAUAUACCACAUUAGUGUAAAGGCUUUAAGAGUUGCAAAUCAAUUUGUUUAAUGACUAUAUCAACCAAUGAGAACGCACCUUCCUUUAGAAAAUAACUGAAGUACAAUUUAAAAAAAUAUUAAAAUUGAUUAUUUACAUCGAGACUUUCCACUUGGUGAUUUAAAUUGCCUUGAUUUAAAUCAAUCCACCCUGCCUGACAAUGACAUCUAGGGAUUGGCUACACUGGAGAGUUGCAGCGCUGUAAACCCACCACCAGCGCUGCAACUUACUCACCAUCCACACUUGCAAGGCACAUACAGCACUGCAUCUCCCUGGCUGCAGCGCUGGUUGUACUCCUGCUCUGCCUCUGGUAUAAGGAUUGCAGCGCUGGUGAUGCAGCGCUGCUCUGCAAGUGUGGCCACCAAAAGCGCUGUAAUUGGCCUCUGAGGUAUUCGGAGGUAUCCCAGAAUGCCUGUUCAGCCACUCUGCUCAUCAGUUCGCACUCUACUGCCCUGGCCUCAGGUGACCCGCCCUUUAAAUGCCCCGGGAAUUUUAAAAAUCCCCUUCCUGUUUGCUCAGCCAGGUGUGGAGUGCAAUCAGUGAAUCUUUCCAGGUGACCAUGCCUCCACGCGCCAAACGAGCCCCAGCAUGGAGCAAUGGCGAGUUGCUGGACCUCAUCAGUGUUUAGGGGGAGGAAGCUGUGCAGUCACAGCUGCGCUCCAGCCGUAGGAAUUACGAUACCUAUGGGCAGAUCUCAAGGUCCAGGCUGGAACGGGGCCAUGGCCGGGACAUGGUGCAGUGCAGGGUUACAGUAAAGGAGCUGCGAAGUGCCUAUUGCAAAGCCCGUGAGGGAAACCGCCGCUCAGGUGCUGCCCCCACAACCUGCCGUUUUUACAAGGAGCUGGAUGCGAUACUUGGGGGUGACCCCACUGCCAAUCCGAUGACCACGAUGGACAGUUCAGAGUGGAGAGAGGAGGGGGAGGUGUGGGGGGGAACCGAGAGUGAGGGUACUGGGGUGGGGGGAGACACCCCGGAGUCCCAGGAGGCAUGCAGCCAGGAGCUCUUCUCAAGCCAGGAGGAAGGUAGCCAGUCGCAGCAGCUGGAACUUGGUGAAGGACAAGCAGAGGAGCGGGUUCCCGUGUCCUUGAAUACUUGACUGGCCGUAUCAGAGACUGCUGAGAGGCUACAAAACCUGA